Octopus sinensis (East Asian common octopus) is the source of this 2512-nucleotide messenger RNA. Its product is annotated as protein TFG. The record is from RefSeq and is a predicted model, not a curated record. Gene Ontology annotation, molecular function: identical protein binding. Gene Ontology annotation, biological process: COPII vesicle coat assembly; endoplasmic reticulum to Golgi vesicle-mediated transport. The transcript has 8 exons. Lineage: Eukaryota; Metazoa; Mollusca; Cephalopoda; Octopoda; Octopodidae. Gene Ontology annotation, cellular component: endoplasmic reticulum exit site. Bases 163 to 1629 code for a protein of 488 amino acids.
CAUGAAAAAUGUUGCUUUAAUUAUUAGUAACAAGCUAUUUAUGAAGGCAGUGUGGGGGCCUAAAGAUUUGUGAACGUUGUAAGAGACCUUGCCACAUCCCGACAUUGACUCAUCUGCUGUUUGUCACUGAGAGCUUUCCCAUUACAUCUUUUCUAGAUAAAUAUGAAUAACUACGACCAACAGAUGGAUCUUUCUGGCAAGUUAAUUAUCAAAGUGCAAUUAGGAGAUGAUAUUCGUCGAAUCCCAAUUCACAAUGUGGACAUUACAUAUGACGAAUUAGUUCUAAUGAUGCAGCGAGUGUAUCGAGGAAAGCUAGCCACAAAUGAUGAUAUUACAAUCAAAUACAAAGAUGAAGAUGGAGAUUUGAUAACAAUAUUUGACAGCUCUGACCUUUCAUUUGCAAUUCAGUGUAGCCGGAUACUGAAGCUCACAUUAUUUGUAAAUGGAUUACCACGACAUUUGGAAAGUGAUGAAGUCAAAUAUAUUCGUCGGGAGCUCAAAGAUUUACGAAACAGAAUUAAUCAACUUCUUGAUGUACUAGAACCACCUGGAGUAUACUCAGAUGAUGGAGAAACCUCUUCUUUAAGAAAUGGUGAAACAAAUGGCAAACGACAAACAAGUAUCAAAUGUGGAUUACCAGCCAAUGCUGCACAUAGCAAGGAAUUCGAUCCACUGUCUUCUCAAAGGGCUGUGGAAGAAAACACACAAAAUAAAGUAAUGUCUUCUUUUGGUCUUUCCACUGAUGGGCCCACACCAAAUGAAAGCUCUGCUCAGACACCAGUGCCAACUGCCAUCACUGCUCCGGAUCGUCCCGGAAGCCCAGACAGUGUAUCAAGUAUUAGUUCUUCGGCAAGCAACCAAUAUCAUUUACAACAGCGCCAGCAACUUUCACAUCAGCAACCUACUCCCUCACCCAUCCCAGCACCAGGUCUUUCUCUUAAUCAGCAAAUACCUGCUAGCAAUGUUGCUGGCCACCCACAGUAUCAUGUAAACCCACAAGCACAGCGAACAGUUAAUGUUGGUCCUCUUCAACCAGGCCAGCAGAUGACUCCAACAAUGAGAUAUCCAGCUCCCCAAACAUUCCCACCUAAUACUGGAGUGCAUCAACCAGGUUAUCAAGCACAGCAAUCAACCCAACAACUGCAACCUUCACAACCACAGCAACAACAACAACAACAACAACAGCAACAACUACCACCACAGCAGCAGUUUUCUGGACCAACGAUGCCAGGACAGCAAUUUCCCCAACAGCAACCAUCUUCAGCUCUUAGUCCUUUUGGUUCUACUAAUCAAACCAAUCAACCAAUUCAAAAUUUUAAUUAUCCAGCAAACCCACAGCAGCAGCAACAACAGCAGCAGCAGCAGCCACAACAACAACCACCACAACAGCAACAACCACCUCAGGCACAAGCUUAUAACCCUUAUCAACAGGGUCAACCGCAGAUGCCAGGCCAAGUUCCACAUCAGUCUCAAGCAAACCAACAGUUUGGCUACAGCCCUCAAGUAAGCAGUACUUCUGCCACACCGCCCCCAAUGUCUGAAGGUGGAUCAAACCCUUAUGCUAGAGGCCCAGGUUCAACUUAUGGUGGAGGGUAUCCUCGACCAGCUGCUAAAUAUCCCCCAUUAUGAAGACCCGAAAGUGCACAUACUGUGUUAGAAUAACUGUUUCACUGGUACUGUUAAUGCAUUUACCAAACUCUGACUCGGUUCAAAUAAUAACUAAAAAUAACAAAAAUACCGUAACAUUCUCCAACACACCAUUCUAUAACAGUCUUCAAACGGAAUUUGUUUCUAAAAAAAGAAAAGAUAAUUAUAAUAAUAAUAAUAGUUGAUAAAAGAUUGCUAUUGUGUACAAAUAGACAGGUUAUAUUUAUAGCCUAUGUUAAAAGGAAUCAGAAACUCGUAAGAGAUGUUUGUAUUGCAAGUGAUGCUUUAUAUUGUAAAAUAUCUUUUCAAAAAUAUUCAAAUUGGAAUUACUGCAUUAUAUAUGUUAUUGUUCUGAGUUAAAGCCUGUGUAUGUAAAUAGGAUUAUUGCAGCCUUAAAUUUAAAAUACAAACAAUGUUAAUACUGGAUUAAAGCUUGAUUUUAAUUUUAUAUAAUUUUUAUCCAUUUCUUUUUUCAUUUUUUUUUUUGUCUCUAGAAUGAUAUAUUUUGUUCAGUUAAGGCUGUAAAGAUCAAUAAACAGUUGUUGAUGUAUACAUCUUAUUGAGUAUAUUAUUGUAUAAUCUAUUUACCUUAUAAGGAAAAAACUGAAAAAGAAAAAAAAAAAAAGCAAAACAUGUUCAUAAAUGGCACAGUUGACUACUUUAUUUUUUUUUUUUCUUGUGUCUUAUCAAACAGUUUUAAUUUAUUGUAUUUCAGUACAAUCAUUGUUAAGUUUUUGUAUCAGUGAUAAUGGAGUUCUCUUUUACUACUCCUUCUGAAAAGAUGUGUGUGUGGUGGUUAUCAUGUUGAUCACUAAAUUGAAAUGUUUUUAGAAAUAAAAAAUGAAAGCAAAAAUUAAAAAAAAAA